GCUAACAAAGUUCUCAAGUGACCAUCCUGGCUACCGCACACUCCUCUCGACACAAGGCGUGCUCGCCAUUAUAUUCAUGAAGCCAAUACGCGGAAUAACUAGAGGCGGGAUGAAUCUUUGGUACAGGAAACAUCAGGUCUUCGAAGAAUAUGGCAUAGACAUAAUCAGCUCGGCCUCCGCCCUCCCAGUGGCAUACAACGAAUUUAUACUUGCUGAUGCAGCGGCAAUAAAGGAGAUCACUGCAUCCCGUACCCAGUUCCCAAAGCCAGUGGAACAAUACGCAGUGCUGUCUUACUUUGGCGGAAAUAUUGUUGCAUCGGAAGGAGAAGAUUGGAAGCGUUAUAGGAAGAUUGCCGCACCUGCAUUCUCCGAGCGCAACAAUAGGUUGGUCUGGGAGGAGACUGUGAAGAUCAUGGCCGACCUGUUCGAGAACGUCUGGGGUGAACAGAAGUCCAUCACGGUGGAUCAUGCGGUCGACAUCACGCUGCCGAUUGCACUUUUCGUCAUCGGUGUCGCUGGCUUCGGCAGGCGGAUGACCUGGCAGGAAGACGGCAAACUUCCCCCAGGCCACAGCAUGACCUUCAAGGCAAGGGGCUUCCUUUCGCAGGAAGCUCUACACUACGUCUCAUUAGACAUCUUCGUCAAGCUCUUAACCCCUGGCUGGCUCCUGAAGCUGGGCUUGACAGAGCGCAUGAAACGGGCCAGCACGGCUUUCCAGGAGCUCGAGGCAUGUCAAUAUAUGCUAGAGAUGAUCCAUGCCCGACGAUACGCCGAGGAGAAAGAGGAGCGAUAUGACCUGUUCAGUGGAUUGCUGGACGCCAGCGAGGACGAGUCGGACGGUUCUCAGCUUACGGAUCGGGAACUCCUUGGUAAAUAUUGUAUUUCGAUCUCUUACGAUGCGGCGCUUAUUGAAUUACCAGGUAAUAUCUUUAUAUUCCUGCUGGCUGGUCACGAAACUACCGCACAUACACUGUGCUUCACGUUUGGGCUACUUGCGCUGUAUCCCGAGCAACAGGAGAAGCUAUAUCGACAAAUCAAGAGCGUCAUUCCCGAUGAUAGACUACCGGCAAGUGCCCAGAUCAGCCGCUCAUGCAUGCACUUCAGUGUGUUUUAUGAAACACUCCGGUUGUUCCCACCUGCGGCCGCUGUCCCCAAAUACGCCGCUGAGGAUGCUACGCUCGUGACUACCGACAGCAGCGGCAAUAAUGUCAUCGUUCCGGUCCCCCAAGGCAGCACCAUCGUGCUGAAUAUCACAGGCUUGCACUACAAUCCCCGCUACUGGGAGGAUCCGUACGCAUUCAAGCCGGAGCGGUUCCACGGCGACUGGCCACGCGACGCGUUCCUGCCCUUCAGCUCUGGCGCUCGGUCGUGCCUCGGACGCCGGUUUUUCGAGACCGAGGGCAUCGCGAUCUUGACUAUGCUCGUCUCACGGUACACGAUUGAGGUCAAGGAGGAGCCAGAGUUCGCUGGAGAGACAUUCGAGGAGCGUAAGGAGCGGAUCCUCCAUGCAAAGGGGGGUCUGACGUUAACGCCUAUCCGGAUGCCUCUGGUGUUCAAGAGGCGGUAGCAAAGCUUGCCGUAUAUCAGUAUACUAUGUAUCUGACAUUCGAGCUUUCUCUUGAUCUCAAUAUAUAGUCCAAGCACUAAGCCGUGAGUGACUAAAACGUUCAUCAGGGUUUAUGGUCGCUUGCGAACUUGACAGUCUCGGGCGGAGUGUACAAGAAUAUAUUAGAAAGGCCCGGCACCUGGCGGCGAGCUCAGUCCAUGAUCCGGUAUUGCAUAGCUAAUGGCAGAUCAUAGCGGUCAUGCUGACGGCUCUGGCUCAGUGACGCUGCUAGAUUACAGACCUUCUGAAGUGGCCGGACGACGGUUCUGUGUGCAGCUGCUCUUCAACACCACCAAGGUGUAAACUUUCUACUCGCAGAGUUUUCACGUUUAUACAUUACAUAACCACGCCUUCGUUGGUCACGGUCUUACACGAGGAUGAGGUUCAACAGUUAGUAACCACCCUUCAGGACGCCGGCUGCUCAUUUCGUCGCGACCAUCCAUUGUGUUGGCCAUGAGUCAUGUCGACAUGUCGGCGU
This is a messenger RNA of Phanerochaete carnosa HHB-10118-sp, 2084 nucleotides long. RefSeq lists its product as uncharacterized. Lineage: Eukaryota; Fungi; Basidiomycota; Agaricomycetes; Polyporales; Phanerochaetaceae. Gene Ontology annotation, molecular function: heme binding; monooxygenase activity; oxidoreductase activity, acting on paired donors, with incorporation or reduction of molecular oxygen. The transcript is spliced from 15 exons. The record is from RefSeq and is a predicted model, not a curated record. The coding region runs from base 77 to 1567 and encodes 496 amino acids.